Molecule: messenger RNA, 972 nt
Organism: Heterobilharzia americana
Lineage: Eukaryota; Metazoa; Platyhelminthes; Trematoda; Strigeidida; Schistosomatidae
Source: the annotation of a GenBank genome assembly
CUUUUUUCGGAGGAAUAUUUUUAUCUGACCUUUAGCAUAUAUUGAAAUUUGUUCAAUAUAUACGGAAGUAAUUUGUCUAUGGAAUUCAUUUAAACAAAUAAAUAAAUAAAAAUGAAUCGAGUACCGCCAGUAUCGCCUAGGAGGCCUCCUAUACAACAACAACAACAACCUGAGUUAUUCGAUUUACCAAAUCAAUUGAAAAUAUGGGCUAUCAAUAUGUUUCAUACAACAGCAAGUAAAGAACAGAAAAAAUAUGAUCCUGUUGAACUUAUUCUACGCUUUAUAUGGGAUGAUAUUUAUAUAACACAUGAGAAACCAGAAUAUUUUGAUAAUGUCACUGUUAAACUCCCAAAAUUGCAUACACUAUUCUCAACAACAUUUAAAAAUAACACUGAUUCUGAACAAGAAUACAGUUUUCGAACAGAACGAUGUACUAGAUCAAUGGCAGAGAUAGAAAUUCAAAAAGGUGUUAUUAUGUCGAAAGAAUUAUCAAUAAAAUUAGCGCUGCCAAAUUCAAUCAUGGAGGCCAACGCUGGAUUCAAACAUGAAAUAUCUAUUGGAACAUCAACCAGACAAUCCACUGAAGAAGAACUUGCUUGGGGCAUCGACACACGGAUUUCAGUGCCUCCUAGACGUUCUGCUUCUGCAGAGAUAAAAAUUGAAGAAGAAGAAAUGAACUGUUGUUUUCGACUAAGAACUACAAUGUAUGGACGACUUCGUGCAACAUUCUUAGAUCCAAUUCAUGAUAAUUCAUUAGUCAAAUAUCUUGAAGGUGAUUUAGGCACAAUUAUACAAGAAAGGCUUACAUCACAACAUUGUUUACAACAAAAUGGUCCAGAUAAUGGUCCUUAUUUAUGGACAGAACCUAUGAAAUCUGGUCAACGUUUAUUCUAUAUGGAAACAUGGGGUCGAUGUAAAUUUCGUUUUGGUGUACAUCAAGCAGUAGAAGUUAAUCAAAAAUAUGAUCAAUGA